UGAGACGUUUUUCUUUUGGUUUCUGUUGCAUAAGAUGGCUAUAAAUAGGCAACAAAAUAUGAGCAAAUGCCACAUCCACCAAAGAGAGCUUUUUCUUAUAGCUUAAUCAUGGCAUACAAUGCAAUUUCAUUCUUCUCAUUCUGCACUCUCCUCCUUGUCCUUCCCCUGCUGUUUCAGGCUGUUUUAGCAGACUCAAAAGACAAAAAGACAUCCCCAUUUGAGUUUCUCCAACAUCUCCAAGGAUGUCACAAGGGUGACAAGGUUAGAGACAUAUAUAAGCUCAAGAAGUAUCUGGAAAAACUCGGUUAUUUGAGCUAUAGAAAGAACAAAACUCAUGCCCAUGAUGAUGAUUUUGAUGAGCUCUUGGAGUCUGCCAUGAAAAUUUACCAGCUCAAUUUCCAUUUGAAUUCCACUGGAACUUUGGAUGCCCAAACAGUGUCAAAGAUGAUGAUGCCUCGAUGUGGGGUGCCAGAUAUCGUCAAUGGUACAUCCUGGAUGCGUUCUGGCAAGAAAAAGCACCACCCUGGAGGCUCUAAAUCUAUCCAUCAAGUCUCCCAUUUUUCCUUCUUCCCUCGAAGCCCCAGAUGGCCGGCUUCCCAGUCUCAUCUCACCUAUGCGUUUCUUCCAGGGACUCGUGGUGAUGCCAUGAGCCCCGUUGCAAGAGCUUUCCAAACAUGGGCUGCAAAUACACACUUCAGGUUUUCAAGAAUUGAGAACUACAGAGAUGCCGAUCUCACUAUUAGUUUCGAACGUCGUGAUCAUAGAGAUGGGAACCCUUUUGACGGUCCUGGUGGAACCAUAGCUCAUGCUUUUGCACCAACUAAUGGGAGAUUCCACUAUGAUGCAGAUGAACCCUGGUCCGCAAGUGUCAGCCCCGGUGCCUUUCACUUGGAGACUGUUGCAUUGCAUGAAAUCGGACACCUUCUUGGUUUGGGGCACAGCUCAGUUGAGAAUGCCAUUAUGUACCCAUCCAUCUCGAAUGGAAGAUCCAAGGGUCUGGAUAGGGAUGAUAUUCAAGGAAUCAGAGCUCUAUAUAACAGAUGAAGAGUUAAAAAAGUGAAAACCUAUGCAUUGAUAUUGAUCAAUAUUAAUGCAUCAAAAGUUUUCAUCGUUUUUCACUUUGGUUUCAAGUCAUAUAGAAAAGAAUUGGCCAUGAGAAUAAGUCUUGUUCGACAAAACAAG
Durio zibethinus is the source of this 1182-nucleotide messenger RNA. Lineage: Eukaryota; Viridiplantae; Streptophyta; Magnoliopsida; Malvales; Malvaceae. The record is from RefSeq and is a predicted model, not a curated record.